AGGAAGCUGUCCUCUCUUCCGUUCCACUAGCUAAGGUUUGUGCUGUUCCUAUUUCUUUGGGCCACAGACAAGGAAUCCACAGCAUUCCCGUCUCCCUGAGAGUUGGCGGCUUCUGUUCCAGAAGCUUCUAUGGACAACGGCAGAGUCUGAGGCUUCUGCUCCUGGCGGCCCUCUACCUGGUGGCUGUGGUUUCCCAGCACUUGUCAUUAGUCCUCAUUUAGCUUCACAUCCUUGAGGUUGACUGGAGCCAGCCGCCGGCGCCCCCUGCUGGCGAGAGGACUGGAUCAAGUUGGCCAGGUUCAUCCCCACUGUGUCCACAGCCCCGCCUGUGUCCUGCCUUCUGCUCCCUGCUCUAGGGUGGGACCUUGAAGAGUCCAGUGUUCUCACAGGAAUCAAAGCUGGACUCCCAUUCGAGGACCAACAGGCCUACAGUUAAUUCCUGGUGUGAUGAGAAGGUGGGGUUUGCUGUCCUGGAUCAGAAAAGCGAGUCCGCCAGGGAGGGCCCUGACUCUUCAUCAGCGACCAGAGGGAUGGCAGCCUUACAUCCGGGGGAUAAGAAGAGGGUCCUUCCCUCCUGGAUGGCAGCCCCGGGGCCUGAGAAGAGAAUGUGGCCGGUGACGACCCCGAAGAGGAAGAGGAGGAGGACGGCCGCGGUGCCGGCGGCUGCGGCCAGACUCCCCGCAGUGAAGACUGUGUACUGCAUGAGUGAAGCCGAACUUGUCGAUGUUGCUCUGGGGGUCCUGAUUGAGAACCGACAACAGGAAAAGGCCUUGGAGCAGCGGCCCCUGGCAGGCACUGCUGAGCCAGAGCUGUCCCCCAGCUGCUCGGAGGGGCCGGCUUCUCCCGAGGGAAGUGAGGGUGAGGACAGUGGGGAAGCCGCCCUCCCCCCAGGCCUGGGGCGGCCGCAGGGGUCUGCAGGCUUGGAGCCUGCCUGCAGCAGCAGCCCUGAGGAAGAUGAGGAUGCGUUCAAGUACGUCAGGGAGAUAUUCUUCAGCUAAGGGACAGGUUCCCAGGACGCUGCGGCCGGAACAGCUACCGGACGCUGGGCUUUGGCUCUGCCUGGGGACUGCGCCCAGCUCCAUACCGUUGGGUGGAGCCAGAAGCCCUGACACUCGGCCUUGGGAAGUGAGGGAUCCACAUGAACUGCCAUCAGAAUUCCUCUCUGCAUUGUCCUCCCCGGCACAGGGGUCUGCAGUCCCCAUGUCUGUGUAUUCAGUGACCAGGCUCCAGGGAAAAUGAGGUCACAGUGUCAGACUUAUUGGCACCAAGGAAUCAUUUAAUAACUUUCAAACAGAAAAAAGGAUGGCUGCUAAGUACACCAGAAUUGUCCAGUUUAGGCAGCACCCUCAGAGGCAGCCAGGCAAUCCCUGAGCCGCUCUCUCAGCGCUGAAGACGUUUUGCCCACCGUGCUCUGCUCUGUCUGGGAGCUUAGCGCUCCCGGGGUACCUGUGGUCCAAGCCUUCUACCCAUCAGACAGGCGGCCGCUCCUGAGCUGCCCCCUUCCUUCUACUUGGCGGCCUUGGCCUGGAUCCCUGGCCAGUCUGAAAGUGCGAGUGGGACAGGCUCCCAAAGUGGACGCUAAGGACAGGAGGUCAGGGCCGAGCCCACAUUGCCUCUGUAGUCAGUGUGGCUUUUGGCACGCAGAGUGAGGCAACCAUUGUUAUACAGUUUUUCAAUAUACAGUGCUGAGAAGUACAAUUCCCCCUGCACAAGUGGUGCUUGUAUCCUUUCUAGGUUUAGCUUGAGCAGUGAAGGGACGCAGCGUUUGUGGAACCAUUCAGUCCUGUUCACUCUCCCCGCCCCCCCAGGAUUCGGCAAGCUGUGCUCCCGGACUCCCAGGUCCCAUGUUAGGAAUGGCGUGCCAACUCACUCCCCUGCUGUCCGGCUUGGAGUCCAGCAGCCCAGGGGAACUGGAGGGACUCCCUCUGAGAUCUCCCCUGUGCCUUUGGGAGUGGUGUCAUGGGGAAGCUUGCUAACCAGGGCCCCCAGGUGCUCUCAGUGUUCCCCAUUUGUCGCCAUGAACCUUCCCUGGGUCUGUUUGGCCUUUGGCCAAUCAUCCUGGAAAUCUGGCCCUGGGACAGGAACCCUUCUCUGGCCACCAUCCUGAGAAUGAAGUAAGAUGGUUUGCUCAGAUCGGUCAAUUAAAGCAGGAAUUCUCAUGACAAGGAGCUACGUGGUGUUAGCAGUCCCAGAGGACAGACAAGCCAACACUAAGAAGCCAGGGCCCAGUCACCCUCACAGCCCCGGCCUCCUUUAUGCUGGUGCCCCUUCCUCAGUGGGGCCCAUCUGCUCAAGCUUGAGAUCAGUAUUAGCUAUGAAGCAGGGUGGCUGCGAAAACAGCCCACGAGGCCUCUGGCGCCUGUCUGAGCCUCCUUCAGCAGCCCGGGAGCCUCUGGACAGGGCUAGCAGCUCUCCAGCUUGCUCUUGUCAUCAGCCCUUUGGGGGAACAUGACUGUGGCCAUCAGCAAGAGGACGAGCAAGGCCUGGGCAGUGGCCAGAGCUAGGAAUCCAGGCCCCAGGAGGGAGGGCGUGACCCACUUCCAGGUGUAGGUGAGGAAGAGGCCCAGGCCCCCGGCCAGCAGCGUGGAGGCCAUCGCCAGGAAGCACACGGCCAGAUGCCACUCGCCCUCGCUCCUGUUGCAGCGGGCCAGGAGCAGAGGCAUUGGGACAAAGAGGGUGAGCACCAGGGCCCCGUACACGCCGAGCCUGGCCAGGGCCAGGGCGCCCUGAGGCAGCCCAAGGGCCUCCAGCUCAGGGAGCUGGUGGCACUGCAGGCGGCCCGCGCUCUCGUUCCACAGGCAGAAGUUGUAGAAGCCGAUUCUCAGGUUGGGCAGGUUGAUGAGGUCACCCGCCUUCCAGAGGAGAGCGUAGAACAGCAGGCAGAGGGCCAGGACCGCGAGGACCAUGAUGCCCAGGAACAGCAGCUGGUCGCCCCGCCUGGGUCUGGGGAGGCUCAUCGUCUCUUGUUCUCAGCAGGGCCACCCUCCUGGGAACCUGAGGGAAGUCACAUCAGUGAGUGUCCAGCUCUCCCCUCUCCCUCCCAGUUUCUUCACCAGCUCAUGCUCUCCCUUCUGGAAUUCCAUAGAAACCUGCGGCAAACUCCCACCCUCUCCCACUCCACCGCCUCCAAGAAAUGUGAGGGGACUCGUCGCCAGGACAGGCUCUCCAGGCAGCUCAGUGCCUCAGACAUCAGCGUGCACCACAAGCCCCUGAAGACACUGAGGUUUCUCAGACCCCUUGCCUGGGGCGAGGGGCAAGGCUGUUAUUGGGGCUUGAAGGAAGAGGCAGAAGCUGAGGGUCCUGGUGACCCCUGGGACCAGAAGGGAGCUGUAAGGAUGACCAUCACUGGGCCGCGAGCCAGUUACCUCACAACUGGGGUUGGGGCAGGCGCUGGUGUUCUGGCAGCUCUGCUGCUCCUGGCUGAGCGGGCGAGGACACCAGAGUCCCUCCUGCUCCGGGAACACGUUCCUGGGCUAAGACGAGAUGCCGCCUGGUGAUGAAAUCACAUCAUUUUAGAACAACUACAGUAUUUUUUUUUCCUGACAACACUAAUAUACGUUGAUUUUUUUGAAACUUUGAAAAAUAUUUAAAAGGAAAAUAUAUAAAAACAACCUUUUUCCCAUCACAUACGGUAGAACCACUUUUAACCAACCAAUAUUCAGUAUUUGUAAAUAAUACCAUUAAGCACAAUGCUUUUCUUACUGAAUAUUAGACACAUUUUUCAAAGCUGUUUAAUAUUCUUCAAAAACAUAGUCAAUGGCUGUAUGGUAGGUCACGUCACAGAUUUACCCAUUACACUAUUAUUGGACAAAAAGUUUUCAUUUUUCACCAUUAUAAUCGAUAGUCAAGGUAAGUGCUAACUAUGUAACAGUGCAAUUAUUAUGUCAAGGGGAGAAUCCUUUUUAGUGAUUUUAUUGCAUAUUGCCAAACUGACCUACAAAAAACUUGCCUCACCCUCCCCACCAUUUUUGAAAAAAUCCUUUCACUACAUUUUAAAUCAGUAGAACUUUUCCCAAUCGGCAUCUAAAAUAGUCUGCCCUCUGUAUAUAAUUGUUCCAAUACGGGACAAAACAGCCCUUCACACAGUGAAGUGCCCAGGAACCAGUGCUGGAAGCCAGACAGACAGGAUGCUGAAGCUAGAAUCCUGUCGGUCCCCCAGCCAGGAGAGCCAGGUGGCAUUCAGCAGUGAAGUGAGUGGUGGCCAUUGGUGGCCCUGGGGAGAGGCCCCGGGACACAGGCCUGGAGAUGAGCUUCUGAAGGGACCCUCCGGGAGUAGUCCCUCUGCUAGAGUGGACUGGAGCGUCCUGCCCACACCCCACAUCUGCUCUGCAAGAGCUGAAGGAGCAAAUGGAAAAGAACAGUCUGAAGGGACAGGAUGUGGAACAGGCAGGAGAGGCGGCGUCUUGGUCCCUACGGCCGCUGUAACAAAUGCCAUAGAAACAUUCCUCACAGUUCUGGAGGCUGGUUGUCCCAGCACAGGUGCCUGCAGACUCCGCGUCUGGUGCAGCCCACUUCCUGCUUCAGCGAUGACACCUCUGUGUCCUCGUGGUGAAGGGCAAGGGAGCUAGCUUUCUGGGGCCUUUUUAUAACAAGCCCGUUCCUGAGGGCUCCACCCUCAUGACCUAAUCCUCUCCCUAAGGCUCCACCCAAUAUCACGAUGGAGAUCAGGUUUCAACAUAUGGGGGCGGGGAGGGGGCGGGCACAAACAUUCAGUCUGGCAGGUGGCUCCAUUCAAAGGACCUGAGUGAAUGCAAAUAAUGAGAAUAAAGAUUUA
This is a messenger RNA of Myotis daubentonii (Daubenton's bat), 4774 nucleotides long. It is a transcript of the gene CYREN, whose product is annotated as cell cycle regulator of NHEJ. The record is from RefSeq and is a predicted model, not a curated record. Gene Ontology annotation, cellular component: nucleus; cytoplasm. Gene Ontology annotation, biological process: double-strand break repair via nonhomologous end joining; negative regulation of double-strand break repair via nonhomologous end joining. NCBI's taxonomy places the organism in Eukaryota, Metazoa, Chordata, Mammalia, Chiroptera, Vespertilionidae.